Saccharomyces eubayanus is the source of this 747-nucleotide messenger RNA. RefSeq names its product mitochondrial 54S ribosomal protein uL10m (gene MRPL11). Lineage: Eukaryota; Fungi; Ascomycota; Saccharomycetes; Saccharomycetales; Saccharomycetaceae. Gene Ontology annotation, cellular component: mitochondrial large ribosomal subunit. Gene Ontology annotation, biological process: translation. The coding region runs from base 1 to 747 and encodes 248 amino acids. The record is from RefSeq and is a predicted model, not a curated record. Gene Ontology annotation, molecular function: structural constituent of ribosome. The transcript has a single exon.
AUGUUGCGUUUGGGGUUUAUGCCUAGAUGGGUCCCUAGAAGUGGGCUUUUUGCCUUGUCAGACACAAUCGGUGCACAUAAGAGAUUCUAUGCUCUGGCUUCUGAGCAAUUGUCAAGAAAGACGGUGAAACCGCUAGAAUCGAGGAAAACGUUUCUCAUAGACACAUACAAAUACCUGAUGGAGAAGAGCUCCGUAGUUCUAUUUGUCCAUUACAACAAUCUUUCUAAGACGGAAGAUCACUAUUUCAGGUUUAGAAUUAAGCAAACGGGGGGGAAACUUACAAAAGUGAGGAACAAUCUGUUUGAGGUUUAUUUGAGAAACUCGCAUCUGCCCGAUCCAUGUGGUCCCGCAAAGCGCAAAGAGCAAAACCGAAAGCAUCCGCUCUUGCCCCUACUGAAGGGUCCCACGGCUACCAUUACGUUCGAAGAUACGAACCCUCAACAAGUGGCGAAACUGCUGAAGCUCUUGCAAUCAGCACAGGACAAGCUGUUGGUGAUCGGCGCCAAAGUGGAAAACCAAGUUUUGGAUGUGGAAAAACUGAACGAUUUCAAGACUCUCCCUACAAAGACGGAACUACAAUCCCAGAUGGUUGGGGUAUUGCAAAUGCUCAGCGGUCUCGGUUUAGUUCGUACGCUGGAAAGCGGGUCGAAUGCGCUCUACCUGACAUUGCAAUCGCACCAUGAUAACCAAAAGCCUAAGGAGGAUGCAGAUUCAAGUGCGGACUCCAAGCCAGAAGAACCAAAAUAG